Camarhynchus parvulus is the source of this 1644-nucleotide messenger RNA. It is a transcript of the gene PLEKHG7, whose product is annotated as pleckstrin homology and RhoGEF domain containing G7. The transcript is spliced from 15 exons. The record is from RefSeq and is a predicted model, not a curated record. Gene Ontology annotation, biological process: Rho protein signal transduction. Lineage: Eukaryota; Metazoa; Chordata; Aves; Passeriformes; Thraupidae. Gene Ontology annotation, molecular function: guanyl-nucleotide exchange factor activity. Bases 1 to 1644 code for a protein of 547 amino acids.
AUGACAGUCCCAAUGAGCCGCCCAGAAACUCUUGGAGAGCCAACUCUGCUACGCUUCCUACAAGACUCCCCCGCCCGAGCCCUACACUUUGGAUCGGCCGAGCGCAGGCGCAGCUCCCUGGUGGUGAGCCUGCCGGGCCUCAAGGUGUUCCCUGGAGACCUGCUGGUGUCAGACAGUGCCAUGGACUACCUGCCCUGCUCAUCCUUCCUGCUCACUGCAGAGUCCAAAAAAUCAAGGUGGCCAUUUGCCAAAAGAGGAGUCGGUAAAGACAAACAGAAGCAAGCAUCUGAUCUGGAAAGUUGUCUUUCUGCUGUUAAGAUCACAGACCACUGCACAGAUGAAUUUUUCUGUUUUAAGAGUAAAUCUUGGCACGAAUUUAUAAAUGAGCAACAGACUGAGCAGAAAGAUGUCAAGAGCCAGUUAGAAGUGAAAAAAGAAGCAGCAGUGUGGGAACUUUUCACAAGUGAAUGCACUUACUUUCUGGAUCAUUUGCUGGUUCUCAAGAUGAUAUUUAUGAACACUCUAAAAUACCUCCAGAGCAAUGAAUUUCUCUUGGAUGUGGAUUUGUGGAGACUUUUUGCAAACUUAGAGGAGUUAAACAAGAUAAGUCUCAGUUUUCUGAAGACAUUUUUUGAAACUGUGAAGAAGCACAUCAGCAAGUCAGACUCUCCUACGAAUUUCAACCCCAUACUCAGAACGUUUUUCCAGGGUGACCUCUGCCAGACACACCAGAUUUAUUGCCUUAAUUAUACCUCUGCUGUCUUCUACUUGGAAAAACUGAGACAGAGAGAAGAUUUUGGCAUCUACCUGAAGUGGUGUGAACAAAAUGAACAGUGCAAGAGGUUGCAUCUGCCAGAGCUGCUGGUUGCUCCUCUGCAUCGACUGACACGGUAUCCCCUCCUCCUCAACAACAUCUGGAAGAGGAGCACUGAUGAAACAGAGAAAAGUUUUAUCCAGUCACUUAAAGAGAAGGUGGAAAAGUCUAUAAGGGAUCUGGAAGGAAAAGUCAAGUGGUUGGAUAACUUUCAGAAGUUCAGGCAGCUGCAAGAGGUCAUAAUUUGGCCUCAGGUCUGGGAUCGUGACAAAAGGUUCUUUGUCCCAGAGUGUUUGAAGCAAAACUUAAGAGAAAACAGCAGUGAAAAUAUCUUGUCUUCAGCAAACAGACUUCUCCUUCAUGAAGGGAAGCUGAUGCUAGCAGAAAGCACAAGACUCCUUGAUGUCUACCUCUUUUUAUUUGAUGAUUUCCUCCUAAUUACCAAAAUUAAACGUAACAAAAAGAAAUAUGGAGGCUCAGACACCAGCUUAAUCCCCGUCUGUCCUUCCCUCACUCCUAAGCUGCAGUCCUUCAUAAGAGAGGGGGGAUUUUGCACAGUCCUAGACCAGCCCAUCCCACUAGACAGACUCAUACUGAAAAAUGUUGAACCCGUCCAAGUUACAGUCUUCAGCCUGCGAAAUGCUUUUCUAAUUCAGCAUGAGAACAGGUAUCAGCAGUGCAUAGCACUCUUCUUGCUACAAGCUCAGACAGAGACUGCCAAGAAAGCAUGGAUGUCACAGAUAGAAACAGCAAUCUCCAAUUACACCACACAACAUGAAACCAAGAAAACCACUGCUUUCUGCUUCCCUGUUGAAUCCUCUGAAACUUAA